Dendroctonus ponderosae (mountain pine beetle) is the source of this 3069-nucleotide messenger RNA. Its product is annotated as kinesin-like protein KIF18A. Gene Ontology annotation, molecular function: microtubule motor activity; ATP binding; microtubule binding. The record is from RefSeq and is a predicted model, not a curated record. Lineage: Eukaryota; Metazoa; Arthropoda; Insecta; Coleoptera; Curculionidae. The transcript has 12 exons. The coding region runs from base 108 to 2654 and encodes 848 amino acids. Gene Ontology annotation, biological process: microtubule-based movement.
GGUUUUGCUUUGAAAUUUGUGAUAGCAAAAACAGGAAUUUUUACAACUUUUUAUGAGAAAACCGUCUGUAUAGGAGGAAUGUUAUUCUAGAUGCCAUUAUUGGUUUCAUGUUAGUGUUCAAGCUGCCGAAAGUUUCAACAAUGGUGAGAAGCAAGAACAUUCCCAACACACCCCGGCAAGGAGGUUCGGUGAAUCGAAGACUUUCGGGCAAAGUGGUAAAGAUUUUGUCGCGUCCUGUCUCUGGAACGCCAUCGAGUGUAUCAGCUGGAUGUAAUAUUAAAGUUGUAGUUAGAGUACGCCCGCCAAAUGCUAAGGAACAAGAGAGUAAUCAACGCCAUAUCAUCAGAUUUAUGGACGAUAAAUCCUUGAUAUUUGAUCCCAAAGAAGAUGAGGUUCCCUUUUUCUACCACGGGGUUCCACAAAAGACCAGGGAUCUUCUUAAAAAGGAAAAAAAGGAUAUUGCCCUUGCGUAUGACAGAGUCUUUGAUUUCGCAUCCACUAAUGUGGAAGUUUUUGAUAGCAGCACAAAGAGCCUCAUUCAAGUCCUGAUGGAUGGGUGCAAUUGUUCCGUAUUCGCUUAUGGUGCCACUGGAGCUGGCAAAACAUUCACUAUGAUUGGUAACCCAGAAAGCCCAGGAAUCACCUAUUUGACUAUGGAAGAGCUUUUUAUCCAUAAAGAGAAACUUAGUGUGGAGCGAGAGUUUGAGUUGAUGGUCACCUACAUCGAAGUCUACAAUGAGUUGGUUAAAGAUCUACUAAAUCCCGGAUCUAUUCUUAAUUUACGAGAAGACUCUAAAUAUGGUGUGAUGAUUCCUGGUGUGAAGGUCCACAAAAUCAAAAGUCCCGAAGAGCUGUUUAGUUUACUGGAACAAGGAAAUAAGAGACGGACGCAACAUCCGACCGAUGCCAAUGCCGAGAGUAGCAGAUCGCAUGCGGUGUUUCAGGUUUAUAUUCAAAUGACCAUUAAAGCCAACAGAGAGAUUAGAAGAGCUAAAUUGAGCAUGAUUGACCUAGCUGGAAGUGAGCGGGGAUCCGCGACUGGUUUCGUUGGAGCUCGCUUUAAGGAGGGUGCCAACAUUAACAAGUCUCUGCUGGCCUUAGGGAAUUGCAUUAACAGUUUAGCGGAUGGUCUUCGGCAUGUUCCAUACAGAGACUCAAAAUUGACACGGCUUUUAAAGGAUAGUUUAGGCGGUAAUUGUCACACUAUUAUGAUAGCAAACGUGUCUCCAUCCUCAAUCCAUUAUGAUGACACUUACAAUACGCUCAAAUAUGCGACUCGUGCGAAAAACAUCAAGUCGAUUAUUAAAAAAAAUAUUGUCAAUGCCGAGCUGCAUGCUGACAAGUAUAUAAAAAUGGUUGACGAUCUGCAAUCUGAAAACGCCCAGCUCAAAUCCGAAUUGGCCACAUUAAAGAAACAGUAUGAAGAAUUGCAAACCAAAUUCACCCAAGUGUCUAAUGGAGACAUCUGUGCAGUGGAUAAUUGCAAUUCGCAGGAUGCAGGUCAAGAAAAUAUAGCUGCAGAACUUCUGCAGGGAAAUCAAGAACUGAAGAAGCAAAAUGCAGCCUUAGAAAAUGUUAUCGGAGGCUUGAGAACUUGUGAAGCUUCGACUCAGCAAAUCGAUCCCAAAGUUUUACAGAAUUAUCAGGCUUUGGUUCAAGAAAAGAAGGACUUGAUGGAUAGCGAAUUUCAGUUGAGGUCUGGGGAAUUAGUAAUGUCGCUGAAAAGAGAACUGAAGCAAGAUACGCAAGAGAGGCUAAGCGUUUUUUACCUGGACACUCCCACGAAAGAUGAUAGACGUCGCAAGUUGAUCGAACAAGUGCAAAGAUCUGAGAAGAAAGAACAAACUACCAAUGUCGCCCUUUGCCAGAAUAGAAAGCUCCAGGAUAAAUCAGACGAGAAUCUGCAAGAAUGUCUUGACCGUAAUCCCGAACUGGUCAAAAUCCACGAGCUUUCGAUAUUGGAAUUGGAGAAAUUACGCCUUACAUAUGACCGAGACUUAGAGCAAAAGAGACACCGUGUUUUGCUGGAUGACCACCACGACAAAUGCCAACUUAUUGCUCAAAUGACCAAUUUAAUGAAGCAAUUGUUUUUAUCAGUUGGAGGCAGAGCAGAUGCUCCUGUAGCAAUUAUAAGGAAGUACGAGGAACUAGUGGCUAUUUUCGAAGGGAAGAAAAGUUUAACGUGGGGGGAUGGAAAAUCCGCAGACGAAUUAGAUUCUGGUCUAAGUUCAACAACGAGUGUAAAUGAAAACGCCGAAGAACAGAACAGGGCAACGAAACGAAAAAUCGAAAGCGAAACUCCAGUCCGCUUAGAUUCUACAUUUGUGUGCAAUACUGGAGCAUCAUCAAGCACAACUGAAGUUCCCACUGUUUUGACUCCGAUCAACACUCUGAUGGUGGUUAAAGGAAGCAAAAGUCCGGCUGUUAAGCGACUGGCAACUGUUGCACCUCUGAAAAGUCGGUUUACGGUUCCCAAGCGGCCCUUGUUGACUGGGACCCAGAAUCACAUUUCCCCAAAAGGCAAGUUCAUGCCCAAAGGUCGGGACGCUUAUCGGUUUACCACAAAGGCAUCCAUCAGGCCUGACUCGAAGAGAGAAUUGACCAACGUUAGGAAAGUGAUGCCCCAACCGAGCAGCCGUCCCAAGUUCAUGUAGUAAGUAGUCGAUUUGUACAAAACUUCAAUCUUGCCAGUGGGAACUGUGGACGUGUGUGACCUAUUUUAUAUUUUUUGUUUGUAUUUCUUUUUUUACAUGUCUAUUAAAAUAAAAUUUACUUGUGUAUAUAGGAUUAAGAUUUAUAAAGACAUAUAUUAUAUUACGCUUCAAAAUAAUACGGACAUUUUAAGAGUGUUACUGAUACCGUGCUGGCGCAUGGACGAUGAACGACACGUUAUAUAAUACAGUUUAUAUUCUGGAUAUCAGAUUAAUAUAAACGUUUGCAUAUAUGUAUAUAUGUAAUUUGCGGGGUUUCAGAAUAUAAUAGAUGUUUUCGAGUUUAGGACUUGCUCAUGUAAAAAUGAGAACUAGAUACAUGUAGAUAUUUCGCUAAACUAAUAAAAUAUUUAAUAAU